Spathaspora passalidarum NRRL Y-27907 is the source of this 2239-nucleotide messenger RNA. RefSeq lists its product as uncharacterized. The coding region runs from base 64 to 1662 and encodes 532 amino acids. Gene Ontology annotation, cellular component: fungal-type vacuole membrane. The record is from RefSeq and is a predicted model, not a curated record. Lineage: Eukaryota; Fungi; Ascomycota; Pichiomycetes; Serinales; Debaryomycetaceae. The transcript has a single exon.
GCUUCCAGACAACCAUAACCCCCCAUCCAUCACAAAACUUCAUUGUAAGUGCUACAUAUACUAAUGCGCGGUCUAGGUUAUCGUCCUUCUACAUCUAGAAGGCUCCUACAGAUCUCCUGUGCCAUAGGUUGGUGUUUGUUUGCAGCAGGUCCCAUAUUUGGAUUUGCUGCCAUCAAACCCAUCUUCAUAAAAGAGGGAGUGUAUCAUGAUAAAUGCCCCGCCAAUUCCAACAGUGAGUGUACCCAACAAGAGUUGGCAUUGGAUUUCUUAUUUACAGCAGGUUGUAUGGUUACCAAUAUAUCUGCCUUGCCUGUUGGUUGGAUUCUUGAUUCCUAUGGUCCUAAAACUACUGGGAUAAUUGGUUCCUUCAUAUUAGGAAUUGGUGCCAUAUGUUUAAGUUUAGCAUCAAAUAUUUUAUUUAUGGAUGGAUACUUGGCCGGGUUUAUCUUAUUAGCACUUGGUGGGCCAUUUGUGUUUAUUUCUUGUUUCCAAUUGGCCAAUAGUUUCCCUAAACGUUCAGGUUUAGUAUUAGCAUUAAUCACCGGAUCAUUUGAUUCUUCUUCAGCAUUGUUUUUAUUCUAUCGAAUGUAUUAUGAUAAUAUUCAUAAAUUAUCAGUUAGUGGAUUUUUUGCAUGCUAUUUAAUUGUACCUAUUUUCAUUUACUUGUGUCAGAUUUUACUAAUGCCGGAAGAAUUAUACAAGACUGUAGCCACUUUGGCAAAAAUUGCUGAAACUGGUAUUGAUGAGACUGGGAAACCUCUUGAUACAGAUUUGUUAUAUCCCGAAGAUAUAGCAGAGGACAGUGAUGAUAAUACUGUCGAGUACUAUCAACCAACAAUUCAAGAAACUACUUCACUUUUGUUAAGAAGAGCGUCAAUCUCCGCACAAGUCCCAUCUAUUCGUCGAGCAUCAUUCUCGUCUGUUGCUUCCAAUAAGUCCGUUUAUGAGCAAGAAGCAGAUUUGAAAUUAACUCGAUCAUCUGGAGGAGUAUUUGGAAUAUUACACGGGUACUCCAUACGUGAUCAAUUAUCUUCCAGCUGGUUCUUAUUGAUGUGUUUAUUCACUAUGACGCAAAUGUUGAGAAUCAACUAUUUUGUUGCCACUAUCAAAUCCCAAGAACUUUAUUUGUAUAACGGUAAUGAGGAAUUGGCAACCAGCAUCAAUCAUUUUUUUGACAUUGCCUUGCCAGUAGGAGGAAUCAUUGCUGUUCCCUUUAUUGGAAUGAUUUUAGAUAAUUGUACUACAUUGUCAGUGUUGGCAUUAUUGACGGGACUCACAGUGUUUGUCGGAAUUGCUGGGUUAUUAUCAUGGUUACCUGCCACAUAUGCUGGUAUAUUAGUACUUGUGGUAUUUAGACCAUUCUUUUAUACUUCAGUGAGUGAUUUCUGUGCCAAAGUGUUUGGAUAUGAAACUUUUGGUACAGUUUAUGGAUCCAUAAUUGCAUUUUCCGGUCUUUGUAAUAUCUUCCAACAAGUUAUGGACAAAGUAACCCUUGAAAUAUUCAAGAAGAACCCGGGACCUAUUAAUAUAAUCUUGACUGUUUUGACUGGGGUUUCCGGGUUUGCCCUUAUUGGGUUUGUCAAGUCCCAAGAAAUGGAGAUUAAGAGAUUACAGUUAGAAAUGGAAGCACAAGAAGCUAUUGAUAGACCUAUACCUACUUAGAUAAUAUACAAUUUACCGUAUUCUACGUCGUGAUUUUCUUUCCUUUUUCUCUUUUUCUAAAACAAGAUCAGGAUCUAAUGCUGUCAACUCAGGUAUGGCCAAUGUUGGUUCAAGCUUUUCUUUGCUGGCGACUUCUAUUACUUUGCUCAUGUACCUUGAUUCCAACAUCUCGAGCUCUUGUUGAUAUAUAGAUUUCUUAGCUGGUUGUGGAACAGCCUGUUUGGAUUUCUGAUCUCCAGAAAAGGUUAGUAUUUCCUCGAUACUGGUCAUGGUUCUUACUUAGCAGCGUUAUUUUUAUCAGCAGCCUUUUGUUCCUUUUCAAUUUCUCUUCUUGAUCCCUUGAUUAAUUCUAAAUGUCCAACUCUACUAGCAAUCAACUUUUCAGUAGAUGUCAUUAACUGACUUUGGUGUACUUUGGUCAACUUCUUAGCUUCUUUAGCGACGGUUUUCUUAGGCUUAAUAAUCUUAGGAGCGUUCCUCUUUGGAUUCUGUUGCUUCUUGGUUACUCUAGCUGGAGCUUUAGCCUUUAAUUUAAUCUUCCCUUGAGCCAUAUCCGUUAGUUGUUGCCAAUGCCCAC